This is a messenger RNA of Lampris incognitus (smalleye Pacific opah), 2257 nucleotides long. It is a transcript of the gene pde4ca, whose product is annotated as phosphodiesterase 4C, cAMP-specific a. Gene Ontology annotation, molecular function: 3',5'-cyclic-AMP phosphodiesterase activity. Gene Ontology annotation, biological process: signal transduction. The record is from RefSeq and is a predicted model, not a curated record. The transcript is spliced from 16 exons. Lineage: Eukaryota; Metazoa; Chordata; Actinopteri; Lampriformes; Lampridae. Gene Ontology annotation, cellular component: cytosol; perinuclear region of cytoplasm; nucleus. Bases 62 to 2257 code for a protein of 731 amino acids.
GUCUUAGGAGCAGCAGGCUACUUACAUUAAGGGGGUCUGGAAGGCUGACUUCAGCUGUACCAUGAAGAGGCUUUUUUCAGGCACGCUGCAUCUCCCAAGGCUGUCCUGUAGACCCUCUGCUUGGGAAGGGACACAGGAGGAACCCCUCUUCAUAACUUCAGCUCCAGACAUCAAGGCCUCAAGGAGCCUGGGGACUCUCACCAGCUGCUUUGAUGUGGAGAAUGGGUUGUCGGUGGGGCGCAGCCCCCUGGACCAGCAGACCAGCCCCGGGUCUGGUCUGGCCAAACAGCCCAACUUCCCCCACAGCCAGCGGCGAGAGUCCUUCCUCUACCGCUCAGACUCAGACUUUGACCUGUCACCCAAGGCCCCUUCCAGAAACGCCUCCACCGUCAGUGACCUGGAGGAAAGCUUGAAGCACUGGGAAGUCAACUGGUUGUCAUCUCGACAUACAGAGGACAUGAUCGUUACGCCAUUUGCACAGGUCCUGGCCAGCCUGAGGACCGUCAGAAAUAACUUUGCAGAAAUAACUGGUCAGCAGGAUCGCACGGCCAGCAAGAUGCGAUCCUCAGGCAGCAACCCGCCUUCCAUGUGCAAGACCAGCCUUGCGGAGGAGCCUCACCAGCAGCUGGCCAUAGAGACCCUGGAUGAACUGGACUGGUGUCUGGAGCAACUGGAGACCCUGAAGACACGACACUCUGUCAGUGAGAUGGCCUCCAACAAGUUCAAGAGGAUGCUGAACCGAGAGCUAACCCAGCUGUCAGAAACCAGCCGCUCAGGGAACCAGGUGUCUGAGUUCAUCUCUAGCACCUUCCUAGAGAAGCAGCAUGACAUGGACAUCAUGUCUCCCCCAACCAAGGAGAAGGACAAGAAGAAAUGGCCCAUGUCUCAGAUCAGCGGGGUGAAAAAGGCCACCCACAGCCCCAGUAUAGCCCCCUCCACCAUCCCCCGCUUUGGGGUCAACACCAACCAGGAAGGACUCCUUGCCAAGGAGUUGGAGGACGUAAACAGAUGGGGUGUGGACAUCUUCAAGGUGUCCGAGUACUCUGGAAACCGCCCGCUGACGGUGACCAUGUACACCAUCUUCCAGGAGCGUGAUUUGCUGAAAUCCUUUAAGAUCCCGGCGGACACUUUCAUUACCUUCAUGAUGACGUUAGAGGACCAUUACCAUGCCGACGUUGCCUACCACAACAACAUACACGCCGCAGACGUGGUCCAGUCCACAAACGUCCUGUUGUCCACAUCUGCACUGGAGGCUGUGUUUACUGAUCUGGAGAUCCUGGCUGCUUUGUUUGCCAGCGCCAUCCACGAUGUGGACCACCCCGGAGUCUCCAAUCAAUUUCUUAUCAACACAAACUCAGAGCUUGCCUUGAUGUAUAAUGACUCAUCAGUGUUGGAGAAUCACCAUCUAGCCGUGGGCUUCAAGCUGCUGCAGGAGGAAAACUGUGACAUCUUCCAGAACCUCAGCAAGAAACAGGGACAGUCACUACGCAAAAUGGUCAUCGACAUGGUACUGGCCACAGACAUGUCUAAACACAUGAACCUACUGGCAGAUCUGAAGACCAUGGUAGAGACCAAGAAAGUGACCAGUCUCGGAGUGCUCCUGCUGGAUAACUAUUCAGAUCGCAUACAGGUCCUUCAAAAUAUGGUCCAUUGUGCAGAUCUAAGCAACCCCACCAAACCCCUGGAGCUGUACCGGCAGUGGACAGACCGCAUCAUGGUGGAGUUCUUCACCCAGGGUGACAGGGAGCGGGACAAGGGCAUGGAGAUCAGCCCCAUGUGUGACAAACAAAACGCUUCCAUAGAGAAGAACCAGGUGGGUUUCAUUGACUACAUUGUGCACCCUCUUUGGGAGACAUGGGCUGACCUUGUCCACCCAGACGCCCAGGACAUCCUGGAUACGCUGGAGGACAACAGGGAGUGGUACCAGAGUAUGAUUCCUCACAGCCCCUCACCCAACCCAGAGAGUCACCAUGAGGUGGAUCUUUCUGGAGCAGCCUCAGCACUUGCCGGGGGUGGAGACAAGUUCCAGUUUGAGCUGACCUUGGAAGAGGAAGGAGAGUCCGACACCGAGAGCCAACCUGAAGAAGAGGGAGGAUGCAGUGGCAGCAGAGGGGCAGGAUUCUCCAGAACUGAUUCAUUGCCCAUCACUGGUGCGGGCAGGACUUUCUUCUCAGACUCUGGUAAAGAUGGGGCAGAGGACAGAGAAAUGGAGCAGGAAGGGAGUGAAGGGGUACCACGCUUCAGGCUAGGCACAUAA